UGCAUGAUAUAAUAAUAAUGAUACUGACUAACCUUACGGAAGUUACGUAAGGUCAUCUCGUCGCAUGUAAUUAUAUAUUUAAGAAGUUCUAUAUGAAAAAUUUGAAGAAGGAUCCCGAUCCUUGCAAAGAAUUUGCAUGUAAAUUGCAGAAGUGUUUACAGGAUAACGUCUUCCAACCAUCUCGUUGUCAAGGAGUGAUCGAAGAGCUGAGACAGUGUUGCACAAAGCGAACCACUAAUUCCACAGUUUGCGACGGCAUAAACACUACCAAACCAUAUAAUCAUAAUACUGUCGAUUAUCGGGAAGCCAUGAAAUAGAUGAUGGAUUCGAAGGCAAGGGCAUUUAAAAAGAGAAGCUUUGCACAUCGCUAUCCACGACUCUUCAUUACUAUGAGCGUGACAACUAUUUUGACUAUACUCUUUCAUAAACCCAUCUAUGAGAUAUGCACGAAUCAAGUAGAAACGCUGGACAUAGAG
Molecule: messenger RNA, 476 nt
Organism: Ooceraea biroi (clonal raider ant)
Lineage: Eukaryota; Metazoa; Arthropoda; Insecta; Hymenoptera; Formicidae
Product: cx9C motif-containing protein 4
Cellular component (GO): mitochondrial intermembrane space
Source: RefSeq, a predicted model, not a curated record